CUCCUCUCUCCGGGGGCGAUAAAGGCGCAGUGCAGCUUGGCUGUGCUCACACACAGGAGUAACCUGUUGGAUAGCUGGUUUUGCUUCUCUUUCACGCUGACCCAACACCCGGCUCUUCUCCAUACUCCUGAUCCUGUGUUUACCUGCAAAAUCUGGAUCCCCUGCACUUUCCCACCCGUUGUAUGAGUUGGUAUGAAAAACUCCUGCUGGAAUGAGAGCCUCUGUCCUAGGAUCAGCCUGUGCGCUUUUGUUGCUGCUGCGGGAGCCUGCGUGUCGGGGUGAUGAAGUUACCUCGAGCACAGUCAAUCCAUGCUGUUCCUUCCCCUGUCAGCACUGGGGUGUGUGCGUCCGGUACGGUCAGGACAAGUAUGAGUGUGACUGCACUCGUACCGGCUACUACGGAGAAAACUGCACAGUCCCCGAGCUUUGGACCCGAGUGCGUCAGUUUUUCAGGCCCAACCCAGGUGUGGUGCACUACAUUCUCACCCACUUCCACUGGCUCUGGGACAUCAUCAACCACACUUUCCUGCGGGACGUCCUCAUGCGGCUGGUGUUAACAGUGAGGUCAAACUUAAUUCCCAGCCCUCCAACCUUCAACUCCAAGUAUGACUACCUCAGCUGGGAAUCCUACUAUAAUCUGAGCUACUACACUCGACUUCUGCCCCCGGUGCCCAAGGACUGCCCCACACCUUUGGGGGUGAAAGGCAAGGCUGAGCUACCUGACCCUGAGGUGUUGGUUGAGAGGCUUCUGAAGAGAACGACGUUCCGACCCGAUCCCCAGCGCACCAGCCUCAUGUUCGCCUUCUUCGCGCAGCACUUCACCCACCAGUUCUUUAAGACCUUCAAUCGCAUGGGCCUCGGCUUCACUAAGGCUGUCGGCCACGGGGUGGACGCAGGACACAUUUAUGGAGACAGCCUGGAUCGUCAGCUAAACCUCAGGCUUCUCAAAGAUGGAAAGCUGAAAUAUCAGUUAAUUGAUGGAGAGAUGUACCCUCCCAGUGUUGCUGAUGCAUCUGUUCGAAUGAGCUACCCUCCCGGAGUCCCCGCUGAGGCUCAGAUGGCUAUCGGUCAGGAAGUCUAUGGACUUCUCCCUGGUUUGGGAAUGUACGCCACGCUGUGGCUGAGGGAGCACAACCGAGUCUGUGAUAUAUUGAAAGCGGAGCAUCCCACCUGGGACGAUGAGCAGCUUUUCCAGACCACACGGCUCAUUAUUAUCGGCGAGACCAUACGAAUCGUGAUAGAAGAUUACGUGCAGCACCUCAGCGGAUACCUGCUCCAACUCAAGUUCGAUCCCACCCUGCUGUUCGGCUCUCAGUUCCAGUACAGCAACCGUAUCGCUCUGGAGUUCAGCCAGCUCUACCACUGGCACCCUUUGAUGCCUGACAGCUUCUUAAUAAAUGGGGACGAGCUGUCAUACAAACAGUUUCUCUUCAACACGUCUGUUCUGACGCACUACGGCGUGGAGGCCCUCGUGGAUUCCUUCUCCAGGCAAAUUGCUGGGCAGAUUGGUGGUGGGCACAACAUCAAUGCGAUGGUCACCCAAGUAGCCGUUGGGGCCAUCAAGGAGUCCCGUGAACUUCGCCUCCAGUCUUUCAACCAGUACAGGAAGCGCUUUAACCUCACGCCGUACACGUCAUUCAGGGAAUUCACCGAUAAUGAGGAGAUAGCACGAGACCUCGAAGAGCUCUACGGUGACAUUGACGCUCUGGAAUUUUACCCCGGCUUGUUGUUGGAGAAAACACGAGCGGGGGCCAUAUUUGGAGAAAGCAUGGUGGAGAUGGGUGCCCCCUUCUCCCUUAAAGGCCUCCUGGGAAACCCUAUAUGCUCUCCGGAAUACUGGAAGCCCAGCACCUUUGGAGGAAAGGUGGGCUUUGAAAUAGUAAACUCUGCCACACUCAAGAAGCUGGUGUGUCAAAACACCAGAACGUGUCCUUACGUGUCAUUUAGAGUACCAGCAGAAGAGAAGCAAGAACAUGGGCGAGAAGGUGACAGAGCGCAGACUGACGAGCUAGCCGUCAUCAUGACUACUCUGGAUGACAAGAUCCUGGGAGAGAAGCUGCAGUAUUACUACAGCAGCAGUGAGGAUGAAGGCAGCGACAAUGAUGAUGAGGAUGGGGAGAACAAGACCAUCAGGGAUGCUGAAGUCACCGAACCUGAGAUAGACUACAGCGCAGAUGGAAGUGCUGUGAACACAGGGCCCAAGGGUGUGAUCAAUGACUGGAGGAAGUACAAGCAGCUUGAGGUGGAGCAGAAACAAGAGCAGAAGAAGGAGAUGGAAAGACUGAUCAAGAAGCUGGCGAUGACAUGCCGCUCUAACCUCGACCAGGAAAAAGACCAAGAGAAACAGAAGGCACUUCAGGAAAAAAUCCAAGGCAAAAUGACCAUGCAGGAGUACAACAUGCUUCAGGAAGAAGAGGAUGAUGAAGAAUUCCUCCAGCAUUACCGCAUGCAGCGCAUCGAAGAGAUGCGGCGCCAGCUGUGCCGCGGCAAGCGUUUUGAGCAGGUCUACGAGCUAAACAGUGGGGAGGAGUUCUUAGAGGCUUUAGACAAAGAGGACAAAAGCACCCUGGUCAUGAUCCACAUCUACGAGCCGGACGUCCCGGGCUGCGAGGCCAUGAGCGGCAGCCUGAUGUGUCUAGCUCAGGAAUACCCGCUGGUCAAGUUCUGCAGCGUGCGCAGCUCAGCCAUCAGCACCAGCGCACUGUUCAGAGACAGCGCUCUGCCUGCUCUGCUCGUUUACAAAGCCGGGGACCUGAUCGGCAACUUUGUGCGGCUCACAGAUCAGCUCGGGGAAGACUUCUUUGCCGUAGACCUGGAGGCCCUGCUGCAGGAGUACGGCUUGCUGCCCGAAAAGCCUCCUGUCGUCCCAAAGAUGGUUCGCAACGGAGCCAUCAUACAGAGCACUGUGAGCGACGAGGACUCUGACCUUGAUAUAGACUAGAGCCAUAGCUUCUAACAUGUAUGAUAUGCUUGGGAAAACUGUGUACACAUAUGUGGCCCCUCUGUAGCAACAGAGCGAGCCUUGACUGACACCUCACCACUCACGCAGCCGCACACAACCAGCAUUAAAGCAGAACCAAAAGUGAGUGCAGACACCACAACUUAGUGCAUUUCAUCCUAUCAUUCCAUAGUAAAUAUGAGUUAUUUGAUGAGUGUAAAUAUUAUUAUCAGAGGGUUUCAGAAUACUGUAGAUGUUUUAUGUUUUGUUUGAGCUGACAGCUUUACCUAUUUAUUGUAUUAAAUCACAUUGCCGUGUAUUCAUGUGCUUCACUGUGUAGAAUAGAAAACCUUUGGGCCAAUCUAACUAUUAGUUAAUUUUCUAACUUUUAUAUGUGCUCCACCAUAUCAAAUAGUCAGGACAAUAAAGUGUAAAGUGUUUGGACUUGGUA
Messenger RNA from Neolamprologus brichardi, 3389 nucleotides. The record is from RefSeq and is a predicted model, not a curated record. Lineage: Eukaryota; Metazoa; Chordata; Actinopteri; Cichliformes; Cichlidae.